CCAGUUCCCAUCCGCCCGAGAUGUCCGCCAACGCCACUACCACCUCCGACUUCGAUUUCGAUUGCAUUGUCGUCGGCUCGGGCCAUGCAGGCAGUUGUGCAGCCCUCGCUGCUCACGACGCCGGCUGCAAGCGCGUCCUCAUCGUCGACAAAUGCCCCCCGGAAUGGGUCGGGGGUAACGGUUACUUCACCGCCGGUGCCCAUCGCACGGUGCACGGCGGUCUGCAGGACCUCCUUCCUAUCGUGACGAACGUAUCACCUGACGCGGCGAAGAACAUCGACAUGGAUCCGUACACCGCCGAUGACUUCACGCGCGAUAUCAUGCGCCUCGGAGAGGGCCGACCAGACCCGCAGGUCGUGAAAGCCGUCGUAGAUGGCUCGCGCGAUGCAGUGGGGUGGCUCCGGGAGCGCGUCGGCGUCCCGUUUAUCUUCUCAUUCCACCGGCAGGCUUAUCUCGUCAACGGACGGCAGGUCUUCUGGGGAGGUCUGGCACUCGGCGUCGAUCAUGACGGCGGGAAGGGCCUCAUUGCCGCCCACGGGGCUGCGCUCGAGGCUGCCGGGAUAGAGACGUGGUUCGACACUCCCGCGACCGAGAUCGCAGUAGAGGGAGGAUCCAUCGUUGGUCUCGUCGUUUCCCGAGGUGGCAAAGCGAAGACCCUGCGCUCGCCCGCGGUCGUUCUCGCAUGUGGAGGUUUCGAGUCAAGCCGUGCCUUGCGGUCGCAAUACCUGGGACCGGACUGGGAACGGGCGAAGGUCCGCGGUACUCCGUACAACACAGGAGACGGGCUAUUGCUCGCCCAACGCGUUGGCGCGCGGUUGACGGGCGAUUUCAAGGGUUGCCAUUCGACUUGCUGGGAUGCGAAUGCUCCUGAUGACCGCGGGGACCGGGUGCUCAGUAACCAGUUCACGAAGUCCGGCUACCCGCUUGGGCUGAUGCUUAAUGCUCGCGGCGUGCGCUUCGUUGACGAGGGCGAAGACUUCCGCAACUAUACGUACGCCAAGUUCGGUCGCGAGAUCAUGGCCCAGCCGGGCGGUUACGCGUUCCAGGUGUACGAUAGCACCGUCGUUCCUUGGCUGCGCAAGGAGGAGUAUGCGGAUGAUGUCGUCGAGAAGAUCUGGGCCGACACCAUCGAGGAGCUCGCCGCGAAGCUCCUCGAGAAGGGACUGGAGGACAAGGACGCAUUCGUCCAUUCGAUCACACGGUACAACGAUGCUACCCGCGCGUUCAAGGCGGAGAAGGCAGACGCACGGUGGGACCCCGCGGUGAAGGACGGCGUUUCGACACAGUCAAGCAGCCUCAAGCUUGACCUCCCCAAGUCGAACUGGGCGCUCCCACUCGAGAAUGGCCCCUUCCUCGCUGUCAAGGUGACUUGCGGGAUUACCUUCACUUUCGGUGGUCUGGCGAUUGACCCAGAGACCGCCGGGGUCAUUUCCGGCGCUACGGGAAAGCCUAUUCGAGGGCUUUUCUGCACUGGCGAGCUGGUGGGCGGACUGUUCUACAGCAACUACCCGGGUGGAAGUGGGUUGACUGGCGGCGCGGUGUUCGGAAGGAAGGCUGGUCAGGAGGCGGCCAAGCUUGCGAAGGAGGCCGCGUAGUGCAUUCCAGCCACUGUAUAUCUAUAUCUCUAUGCGCCAUUGUAAUCUCUGUACGAGCGUUAGCAUAGGUGAUCACCGCCUCACAAUCGUGUUGCC
Dichomitus squalens LYAD-421 SS1 is the source of this 1691-nucleotide messenger RNA. RefSeq names its product FAD/NAD(P)-binding domain-containing protein. NCBI's taxonomy places the organism in Eukaryota, Fungi, Basidiomycota, Agaricomycetes, Polyporales, Polyporaceae. The transcript has 2 exons. The record is from RefSeq and is a predicted model, not a curated record. Bases 21 to 1595 code for a protein of 524 amino acids.